Rhodotorula graminis WP1 is the source of this 843-nucleotide messenger RNA. RefSeq lists its product as uncharacterized. Lineage: Eukaryota; Fungi; Basidiomycota; Microbotryomycetes; Sporidiobolales; Sporidiobolaceae. The coding region runs from base 1 to 843 and encodes 280 amino acids. The record is from RefSeq and is a predicted model, not a curated record. The transcript has 4 exons.
AUGCAGGAGCGCACCCAGCUCGACGCAGGUCCGAGCACCUCGCCCCUCGUCUACCCGACCCGCGCCGCCGUUGCCGCCGGGCCCUUCUCGACCGACCGCCCGCCGUCGCCCUCCGCCUCGCUCCGCAGCCGCAACGGCAAGCACAAGGCCACCGUCGACGACAGCCCCGUCGACCCAGCCUCGACCAACACGACCACCGCCGCCCCGCCACAACCAGCACCCGCACCCGCACCAGCCACGGCGCCGCGCACCCGCAAGAGGUGGGGCGGCCUCGUGUUUGAGCUCGAGAACCGCGGCAGCGUCGCGCGCGACCACCUCGCGAGCGAGCGCACCUUUCUCGCGUGGCUGCGGACCAGCCUCGGGCUCGCCAGCAUCGGGAUCGCCAUCACGCAACUCUUCCGCCUUCCCUCGACGACAACCACCUCUUCCUCCUCUUCCUCCUCCUCCUCCUCCUCCUCCUCCUCCUCCUCCUCCUCCUCCUCCGCAGCAGCAGCAUCCUCCCUCUCCUCGGCCCUCGCCUCCCUCGCCACCUCGAACCCGUCCCUCGCGCCCCUCGUCCCCCUCCUCGAGGCGCAGCAGGCCCAGAUCGUCGCCGCCGCCACCAACUCUGCGCCGCGAGACUCGACAAAGUACCGCCACCUGGGCAAGCCGAUCGGGGGGACGUUCAUCGCCCUCGCUCUCGUGUUCCUACUGCUCGGCACCCACCGCUACUUCACGAUCCAGACGGCCCUCAUGCGCGAGCCGAGCCAGUUCCCGCCCUCGAGGCGCAGCGUCGGAUUCGGUGCAGCCGCCGUUGCGGCCCUCAUCCUCGCGAGCUUUGUAGCGAUCCUCGCGACGAAAUAG